Quercus lobata is the source of this 335-nucleotide messenger RNA. RefSeq names its product protein MICRORCHIDIA 7-like. Gene Ontology annotation, cellular component: nucleus. Gene Ontology annotation, molecular function: ATP hydrolysis activity. Bases 29 to 301 code for a protein of 90 amino acids. The record is from RefSeq and is a predicted model, not a curated record. Lineage: Eukaryota; Viridiplantae; Streptophyta; Magnoliopsida; Fagales; Fagaceae. The transcript has 4 exons.
UGUGGAGCACCACAAUAUAGAGAAUGACAUGAUGAUGUCUCAGGAGGUUACAUACCGACCACAUCCUAGUGGUGAUGGGGUCCCAAAGGAUACAAAUAUGAUUGCUGUUGUAACUAUCAGAUUUGUUAAGGACGCGAAAUAUCAUAUUGAUGUUCACGGAUUCAAUGUUUAUCACAAGAAUCGACUUAUUAAGCCAUUCUGGAGGCUUUGGAAUGCUGCAGGAAGUGAUGGUUGCGGAGUUAUAUAUAGGAAAUGGGCCAUCAACCAUCGAUUCCAUUCUUAUCCCUAUGUUCAUUAUUAAAAGUUUCAAGUAUGAACCUCAAUCUUUAUCCUCC